AUGGCUGAUAGAAAGUGUGUAGGCAAAAAAUAUGAAUAUUGCUUAAAUGAUAAACUGGGAUCUGGAACAUUUGCAGAGGUUGUCAAAGGAAAAAAUAAAUUGACAGAUGAAGUUGUAGCGAUCAAAGUAAUCAAACGAUCUAUUUUGGAAAAAUAUGGUGAUGACAUUUUGCAAUAAAUUCAGCUAGAAGUCAAAAUUCUAAAAGAAUUAGCAAAUCUCUCAAAGCAGACUAAAUGUCCCUUUAUAAAUAGAAUAUACGAAUUCCUAGAAACUGCAAAUAACUUUUACAUUGUUUUAGAGUACUGUAAUUAAGGAACCUUGUAUGAUCAAAUCAAGAAGGUUAAGAAGAUAGAAGAAAAAGAAGGCAUUUUCAUUUUAUUUUAAUUACUUUAAGCCCUUUCCUUACUUGCUAAUAAUAAUAUAGCUCAUCGGGAUAUCAAACCAGAAAAUGUUUUAAUUAAAGACGGAGUCUAUAAAUUAGGUGAUUUUGGUUUUGCAAGUUAAAAAUCGUUAUAUCAAACUCAUCUUGGCACUUAUCCAUAUAUGGCCCCAGAGUUUUUCAAUAGUGAUUCAUAUAAUUCGAAAGUUGAUAUAUGGGCCUUGGGACUUCUUACACAUGAGAUAUUAUUCAAGGAAUUAUAUUAUAUAGGUAAAAGUCAAUAUGAUAUUCAAUAAAAAAUAUUAACAAAGCCAUAUCUUUUAAAUGAUUAAAAGUACAAGAUUUCUGAAUAAUUAAAGAAUUUAUUAUGCAAAAUGGUCAAUAAAGAUUAAAAUGCAAGAAUAUCUGCACAGGAAGCCUUAGCAGAUCCUAUAUUUGAUUUCUGUAAACACGAUCCCAGGUAUCUAAAUAUUAUCGAGGCAGAAUAACUAAAUUGGAAUCUUGUUAAUUAAGAUGAAAAAAGUUGA
This is a messenger RNA of Paramecium tetraurelia, 906 nucleotides long. RefSeq lists its product as uncharacterized. Lineage: Eukaryota; Ciliophora; Oligohymenophorea; Peniculida; Parameciidae. Gene Ontology annotation, cellular component: autophagosome; cytoplasm. Gene Ontology annotation, biological process: autophagosome organization; protein autophosphorylation; peptidyl-serine phosphorylation. The record is from RefSeq and is a predicted model, not a curated record. The transcript is spliced from 3 exons. Gene Ontology annotation, molecular function: protein serine/threonine kinase activity; ATP binding.